AUGCCGGCGCAGCGCAGGCUGCUCAGCAAGGCUCUCGCCCUGAUCUUGGCUGCGUUCGCCUGUCGCCUGCACUCCCGUGGCGGUGCGGGCCACGCCUUCGCCCCUUCGGCGGCCACGCUGGCGGCAACCGCGCGGGCUGCAGCGGACCGCGCUGGCGCGGAGCGCGACGCAGACACGAGGAUGCUGGAGGAAGCGCUCCGCGGUGCGGAGGCGGCAUCCGCGCGGGCUGCAGCGGGCCGCACUGCAGCGGAUCGCACUGACACGGGCGCCAGGACCCUCGAGGAUGUGCUCCUCAGCGCGGCGGCCGCAGCUGCAGGUGCCUCCCGUGGCGGUGCGGGCUCUCCCUUCGCCACCUCCGCGGCCACACUGGCGGCACCCGCACGGGCUGUCGAUGACCGCACUGACGCGGAGCGCGACGCGGACACCAGGGAGCUCGAGGAUGCGCUCCGUGGCGCGGAGGCGGCCGCCGGAGGUCGGAGGAACUCCGAGCUCGAGCCGCGGCUUCAGUCAGGAGGCAAAUUCGCGGAGGCGGUCCCGGAGACUGCGCUGAACCCGCCAUGGGCAACUUGCUAUGUGGAGGCUCAGCUGACUACAAAGUCUGUCAUAGAGGAGUGGAUCAUCCGUGGCGAGAGUGAGGUGAUCGAUUCGUUCAGUGCUUGGCGCCGCUCAUCUCAGGGGGCCGGGAGCAUCAAGUGCGUGGACAUUUCCACGGAGGACGCCCUGCAGGCCGAGUGCCUGGAGUGCGCGUUGACGUUCGCGGCAGGAUCUUCGGAUUGCAUGGAGUCUGCAGCUCGCGGGCACGGCUUCUGCAAGAGCGGCGAGCUCCUGGUGGGCUGA
This is a messenger RNA of Prorocentrum cordatum, 837 nucleotides long. Lineage: Eukaryota; Dinophyceae; Prorocentrales; Prorocentraceae. The record is from the annotation of a GenBank genome assembly.